Molecule: messenger RNA, 846 nt
Organism: Colletotrichum abscissum
Lineage: Eukaryota; Fungi; Ascomycota; Sordariomycetes; Glomerellales; Glomerellaceae
Exons: 2
Coding region: 1-846 (281 amino acids)
Source: RefSeq, a predicted model, not a curated record
AUGGUGAUAUCGCAAUCCUAUUGGACUCUAUACGGAUCUAACAAGAAAGCCUAUUUGCGAGACAGGCCGGUCGGCGGGAUAACCUCCAAGUGGAAGGGAAGUCCGAUCAAAGAGGGCGAGACUGUUGUGUCGGUGCUGAUAAGACUAGUGGGAGUAGAUGGUAACAAGCUGUCUGUACUGCUAGUCAAAGGAGGAGUGAAGGUCCGAGUGAUGGAGAUCGUAGUGUUGGAGAAAGGUGGAUCACUUGCGGUGAUAACUGUGGUAGAUGAAGAGAGCCCGUCCCUCGAUGUAUCCGACAAAGUGGUGGCUGUUGCGCUACUGCUCGUCGUACCACUAAUUGUUGUCCUAGAGGAAGAACUGGCUGUAGUACUCGUAGUCGAGGCUGGGCUGGUAGGAGUUGGUUCACUUGUCGUCGAGGGCGUGCUGGUCGAAGCCAGGCUAGAAGCGGACGUUUUCGUCGGACUAUUGUCGGCACUGGUGAGAUUAACGGAGGGUGUUGUAAUGCUGCUUCCUGAUGAAAAGGAAAUUGUAGAGGAUGAUGGUGUAGAGAAGUUUGAAGACAAUGUCGAAGAAGGAGAAUUCGAGAACAACAAUGAGGUAGAAGAUAGGGUGGAAGUUGACGUCAACGAAGAAGAAUCUAAGGGUAACGCUGUUGUAGAAGAGAGGGUUGAAGGUAACGCCGAUGAAGUUGUAUCUGAGAAUGAAGACGUGGAAGAGGAGGUUACAGAUGAUGUCGAGGAAGGAGAGUCCGGGGAUGAUGAUGAAGUGGAGGAGAGAGUUGAAGAGGUUGAUGUGGGGGAAGUUGAAGGGCUGAUAGACGUGGAAGUCGUGUCAGAUGUCGUUUGA